Molecule: messenger RNA, 2532 nt
Organism: Drosophila rhopaloa
Lineage: Eukaryota; Metazoa; Arthropoda; Insecta; Diptera; Drosophilidae
Gene: Elp2
Product: probable elongator complex protein 2
Exons: 6
Coding region: 125-2491 (788 amino acids)
Biological process (GO): tRNA wobble uridine modification
Cellular component (GO): elongator holoenzyme complex
Molecular function (GO): protein binding
Source: RefSeq, a predicted model, not a curated record
AGAUGAGACAGUUUGAGAGUCACUGCGGUUUUUGGAGCACAUGGGGCAAAACAAAACAAAUUGCCGACUUUUAAUUCGAUUUUGACUGUUUUUGAGGUGUUAAAAAAUUGACAAAUAAAAAAGCAUGCAAGUGGAGAACCUGUACACUUCGGUAGCUUGCAAUCGCUGCACGGAGUGCGCGGAUUGGGGUCCAAAUGGAUGGAUUGCCUAUGGAGCUUGUAAUGCCGUAGCCAUAAUGGAUCCAAAGUUCAACGGCAACUCGGCCAAGAUCCUUUACACCCUGGUCGAGCACACAAAGCGAGUGAACACUGUAAAAUGGUUGGAUCAAGGGACACUUCUCUCCGGCGGAGAUGAUGGAAAUGCGAUUUUUUGGGAGUUGGGGAAAACUGGUGCAACCAAAAGCCUUCUGCUGAAAGGACAUGCAAGUGGGGUCAACGCGGUGGAUGGAGUGCGUCGGCAGGAUGGCUCCUGGCUGCUGGCUACCGCUGCGGCAGAUAGUACCAUCAAACUGUGGACUUAUCAACAAGGCAAUUAUGUAUGCUUCCAAACCAUACAAUUGUCUGGAGGAUUCUGCUUCUCCCUUCGCCUAAAGUUGCUGCCCACGAGCAAUCAUGUCCUUUUGGCCUUCAGUGGCGACGACGAGACUGUUUCCCUGUGGACAGAACAAAUAGAAGCCACAGGUGGUGGCGAUUCACUGGGGCUGCAGUUUCAGCGCGUCCAUAAACUCAUUGGCCACGAGGAUUGGGUUCGAGGACUAGAUUUCGUGGACGAUGGAGAGGAUCUUCUGCUAGCUAGCGGUUCGCAGGAUAACUUCAUUCGUCUCUGGAGGAUUGCACCUCGUAGUGAGGAUCAAAUGCGCGAGAAUCGCAUUGAUUUGCUCCAGCUAAGCGAGAACGACAGCGAGAUCAAAGUGGAAGAGAAGAUUCUGCAGCUGGGACAGCAGGCCUGGUAUGCAGUAAGUUUGGAAUCGGUUUUAUAUGGUCAUGAGGGAUGGAUUUAUGGGGUUCACUGGCACAAGACACCAGAGCAGGAGCUCCGCCUUCUAUCUGCCUCCAUUGAUAAGACCCUCAUAGUUUGGGCACCCACGGAACAAGGCGUGUGGUUAGAAGAAGUUCGCGUUGGCGAAGUGGGCGGAAACUCCAUGGGCUUCUUUGGUGGAAAGUUUUCCGCCGAUGGCCACUCGAUCAUGGCCCACAGCUACCAAGGUGGCUUUCACAUUUGGAAUCAGGAUCUAGAUCGCCCGCAACUCUGGACCUCCAAUGUCAUUGUGGGCGGUCACUAUGGUGAGGUGAGGGACCUGGCUUGGGAGCACGAAGGCGCUUAUUUGAUGAGCGUCUCAGCGGAUCAAACGACUCGACUGCACGCUCCUUGGCUGCAGGAUGGCCAUAAUACCACUUGGCAUGAGCUGGCGCGUCCGCAAGUGCAUGGUUAUGACAUGCAGGCUUUGGCUUUGCUUUCGCGCUAUAAAUUCGCCAGUGGAGCUGAAGAAAAGAUUGUGCGCACCUUUCAGGCGCCGGCGAACUUUAUUGAAAACUUCCGUCACAUUAGUGGGUUAAAAAAAGAUGAGGCUGGAGACGUACUUCUGGAUUCUCUUCCCAAAGGCGCUUCCGUGCCUUCUCUGAGCUUGUCCAACAAAGCUGUCUACAAAGUAGAAUCAGACGUAGAGGCGACCGGCAAAGGUAAAGAUGAUUAUCCGGACAACUACUUUGUGCCCAUUACUUUGGAAACGCCACCGCAGGAGGAGACAUUAAUGCAGAACACACUUUGGCCGGAGCUGCAGAAGCUUUAUGGCCAUGGUUACGAAAUCUUUGCACUGGCUGCUACUGCAGAUGGUUCCGUCUUGGCCUCCACCUGCAAAGCCAGCAAUGCCGAGCAUGCACAGAUAAUAAUAUGGAACACUUCGAACUGGAAGCAGUUGCAAAAGCUGAGUGGCCACCAGUUGACAGUCACCCAACUGAGUUUCUCCCCCAAUGCGCAAUAUUUGCUAUCCGUCUCCCGGGAUCGUCGCUGGUGUCUGUUCGAGAGGCAGAACUCAACCGCGGGCUACCAACUGGUGGCCAGCACCGACAAAUCCAAUGGAGUUCACACACGCAUAAUCUGGUCUUGUGAUUGGUCGCCUGACGGCCAGUUCUUUGUCACCAGCUCAAGAGAUGGAAAGGUAGUAGCUUGGAGAAAGAGUGAAGACGGCAACGAAUCUUCUCUGAAUGGCUGGCAGGCAGCUGAAGUAUUGGAUCUUAAAAAUGAGUCUAUCACAGCUGUGGCUUUUUCCCAUCAUAGCUGUGCGAACAUUCUUGCCUUGGGAACGGAAACAGGGCUGAUAAAGAUAUAUAAAUUGGCUCGUGGAGAAUGGAUAUUACUCUGCGACUUGAGUAAGAGUCAAGCUCACCAUCUCACUGUUCGGCGACUGCAGUUCCGACCAGGAAAAGAUCUCCAGCUGGCGAGUUGCGGCGAGGAUCAUUUGGUACGCAUCUACGACUUAAAGCUAAUAUAAGUUUGUCUACCUGCAAAUUAAACUAGCCUUAUUAACUUCCA